AUGAUGGACACCAGGGGAAAUCGCAUCGAGCUGAAAAGGAAAGGUAAUAGUCAGGAGACAGGAGAACCCUCUAGACCCAUAAAAAGACAGGAGACCAGUACGCUGCUUGCUAGCUCUAAGUCAAGAGGGUAUUCCAGUAAGUUCUCCACCUAUACACCUCUAAACGCACCGCAGUCUGAUGUGUUGAUGCAUAGACGGAGGAAGGACUAUGUCUUGUGGCCCAAACCUAAGCAAACCCCUUCAUACAAACGCGACAUGUCCAAGUUUUGUCAAUUCCAUAGGGAUCAUGGGCACGAUACAGAGGAGUGUAUUCAACUAAAGAACAAGAUUAAAGCCUUGAUCAAAAGGGGAUACCUGUCGAGAUUCAUAAAGAAGGAAGAUCGGCAAGGGGAACCUCGAGAACAGAAGAGACCCAAUGGGGACGAGAAGGAAGAACAGAUCAUAGGGGAAAUCACAGUGAUCUUUGGAGGAUUUGCUAGUGGUAAAGACAGCGGAGGUGCUCGCAAAAGAUAUGCUAAAAAGGUACUCUCAAUGGAGAAAGGGGAACCAAGCGGCAAAAGGAAUAAACAAGAUGAGGUUAUCAUCUUUGAUAGCGGAGACGAAGAAGGAGUGCAACAACCACACAACGACGCACUAUUACUCUCGCUACUAGUGGCAAAUUACAAAGUAAGACGUGUAUUGAUAGAUAAUGGGAGCUCGACCAACGUUAUGUUCUAG
Molecule: messenger RNA, 717 nt
Organism: Malania oleifera
Lineage: Eukaryota; Viridiplantae; Streptophyta; Magnoliopsida; Santalales; Ximeniaceae
Exons: 1
Coding region: 1-717 (238 amino acids)
Source: RefSeq, a predicted model, not a curated record